Molecule: messenger RNA, 5357 nt
Organism: Scomber scombrus (Atlantic mackerel)
Lineage: Eukaryota; Metazoa; Chordata; Actinopteri; Scombriformes; Scombridae
Gene: arhgef10
Product: Rho guanine nucleotide exchange factor (GEF) 10
Exons: 30
Coding region: 132-4484 (1450 amino acids)
Biological process (GO): positive regulation of stress fiber assembly; mitotic spindle assembly; actin cytoskeleton organization
Cellular component (GO): centrosome
Molecular function (GO): guanyl-nucleotide exchange factor activity; protein binding
Source: RefSeq, a predicted model, not a curated record
UUGCACAGUAUUAUUGCGAAGGGGUAAAGUAAUUUCACUUGGCAAAAGUCAUAAAAUGGAAUGUGUGUCGGCGUAGUUGAUCCCCUGCAUGCUGCCGUCUGAAGAGCCUGUGCAGGAGAAGAGCACCAAGCAUGGACGUGGAAGACUUUCCUCCCCCGCCUCCUGAAAUGUUGGCAGACAAUGUUGCCUUUGCAGAUGAAGAUGAGGGAGAAGCUUUUGACUUUGAUGACAGUGGUGAUGACAUCCCCGAGGCCGACCGCCCACCCCCUGCACCUCCAACUCCUCUAGCCUCCGGCAGCAAAGAUCAGAGCCAGAACAACAAUGUGCCCAGUCACCCCGAGGGCCAUCUCCCCAGUCCGGACCCCCCAGCACCUUCCACCACAUCCAACACAGCUCCAUCAUCAGUAGACACAACAGUUGCCACGAGCAGAUCCUCCACAGCAGGUGGAGCAACAGCAGAAGGAGAGGAGACAUCUGCUGCUGAGGGGUCUGAUGACAAGGAGACAGAUUUACUACCACCUCCACCCCUUCCUCUUGAUGAAGAUGCAGAGACAGAUCCUGAAAGAACAGGGAGUGAAGGCCAGGAGGAGGCCAGCAAUAAACCGCACCCUCCACAAGAAGUCCCCAGGACCUCCUCCCAGGGAAAGGUCAACCCCUACUCUGUGAUUGACAUCAGUCCCUUCCAGCUGCUGCAGCUCGAGCAGCAGCACGGACCCUCCUCUUCCCCUUCCUCACCAGGGGAACCCAAAGAACGAGAGGGAGAGGCUCAGGAUUUCCACACCAGCCCCGGCGGCAUCACCUCAGGCUAUUCAGUGCCGGUGCCCUGUGGCUAUGCAACCCCCUCUGGUGUACCCCUCAUCACGCCAACUUACACCACACCUGUCAUCAUUCGACACCUCUCCAUGGAUGAGGAUGUCAUGGUGGUCGGGACUGGGAGCGCUUGUGUUGACAGUGUUUUCAGUGAAGAGUAUCCACCUAUUAGAGAAGAGGAUGCUUUGGCUAAAUGGGCGUCUGAUCCUGCCAACACUGCGUGGAUGGAAAAUCCAGACGAGGUGAUUUAUGAUGACGUGCCCAGAGAGAACUCUGACUCCAACACAGAACCAGAUGAGAUGAUCUAUGAUGAUGUGGAGUUCGGCGAGGAGGGUGGCUGCAAUAGUUCCCUUGACAAUGGUUGGAGCUCAAGCGAGUUCGAAAGCUAUGACGAGGCCAGCGACGGGGAAGGUCGCCCUGAGAAUGGCCUGCCCCACGCUUUCAUGAGAGGGAAGCCACCCCAGAGGAAGACCCAUCUCUCUCAAGAUCUGACACGCUUGAAAGAACACUAUGAGAAAAAGAUGAAAGAUCUAAUGGCAAAUACAGUGGGAACGGUAGAGCUGCAGCAGCUAAAACAGAAACAAGAGCAGAAGAUGCAAAAGCUGGUGAAAGCAGCUAAAGAAGGGACCAAAGAUGGCCUUGAGAAAACCAAAGCUGCAGUGAAGAAGGGACGAUCUUUCAUUAAAACCAAGUCAUUCUGUAAUGAGAGGAAGUCGGCCUGCUUUGAGGAUGAGGAGUCUCAAGUCUUCAUUGAGGUGGACUGUUUCAACGUUGAGCCAGUCUUGGGUCCAGUCCCAGAGGGCCUUUCACAGCAACAACUGGUGAGAAGAUGUAUAUUGGGGUCUAUACUGGAGAGUGAGAAGAACUAUCUCGAUGCACUGAAGAGGAUAUUAGAGCAAUAUGAGAAGCCCCUAUCCCAGAUUGAGCCGAGGCUACUGAGUGACAGGAAACUGAAGAUGACCUUCUACCGAGUGCGUGAGAUCCUGCAGUGCCACUUCCUGUUCCAGAUCGCACUGGCGAGCCGUGUGGCGGAGUGGGACAGCCUGGAGAUGAUCGGCGAUGUCUUUGUGGCAUCGUUCUCAAAGUCCAUGGUGCUGGAUGCCUACAGUGAGUAUGUGAACAACUUUAGCACAGCAAUGGCAGUGGUGAGGAAGACCUGCACAUCUAAACCUGGCUUCCUGGAAUUCCUGAAGCAUCGACAGGAGACCAGCAGUGACAGAAUGACUUUGUAUGGCCUGAUGAUGAAGCCUAUCCAGAGAUUCCCACAGUUCAUUCUGCUCCUCCAGGACAUGCUGAAAAACACACCUGUGGGUCACGCAGACCGUUUGCCUCUGCAGAUGGCUCUGACCGAACUUGAGACAUUGGCUGAGAAACUCAAUGAGAAGAAAAGGGAAGCCGACCAGCGAUGCGAGAUCCGUCACAUUGCAAAGGCCAUGAACGAACGCUACCUCAACAAGCUUCUGAGUAAUGGCAGCCGCUACCUGAUCCGCUCAGAUGACAUGGUAGAGACGGUCUACAAUGAGCGUGGUGAAAUCAUCAAAACUAAGGAGCGACGACUCUUCCUGCUCAAUGAUGUUCUCAUGUGUGCCACGCCCAAUAUCCGAUUUCAGGAUGGCAGUGGGAGCGGCAGUGGCAAUGCCCCACUCGAUCAGAGGUUCCUUCUGAAGUGGAGUGUGCCGCUGAGCUUUGUGGAAGUGCUGGAGUUCGGAUCCAGUGAGGACAUGGCCGACAACACCCGCUACCAGGCACCCCAUUCUGGGGAGAAGGUGGUCAUCAACGCUAAGCCAAACAAGCUGUACAUGGGCCCGGGUCAGCUGUACCAAGAUCUGCAGAACCUAAUCCACGACCUUAGCUUGGUCAGCCAGAUCGCCAGCAUGAUCAGCAGCCUUAAAGGCAACUACCAGAAUGUAAACCCCACAGUGGCCCAGGACUGGGUAUCGGGCCUCCAGAGGCUGAUUCUGAAGAAGGAGGAGGAGAUCAGAGCAGCUGACCGGUGUAGGAUUCAGCUUCAGCUGCCUGGCAAACAAGACAAGUCGGGUAAACCCACUUACUUCAGUGCAGUGUUCAAUACCCUCAACCCAGCCAUCAAACAGUCAUGGAUCAGUAACUUGCAGAUGGCAAAGCUGGCUCUAGAGGAGGACAACCUGCAGGGCUGGUUCUUUGCAGAGGAUGAUGGGAACCAGAUCAAAAAGCAGAAACACCCUCUCUUGCUUCGACAAAUGCCUGUGGUCAUGUCAAAACUGCAGGAGUUUAAGGUGGAGUGUGCUGUUCAUAACCCAGAGCCCCACAUCAACACAGAGACCACAGCAGACACUCCCAUCGUGGGCCAUGGCUGUAUCUGGGUUGCAAGUUGUACGAACCAGAUGGGCCAGAUAGCCAUAGUGGCCAUGCAGAACUGCAGCCCUAAGGUGACAGAGUGUUUCAAUGUGGAGUCCCGUAUCCUCUGCAUGACAUUCGUCCCUGCAGAGCUACCCCAGGAGAAUGGCGAGAAGGUUCCUGAAAACAACCACGUCCCUCCGGCAAAGGCCACUGAUACGCCCACUGUCUGUCUGGGCAUGGAGGAGGGCAGCAUCAUUGUGUAUAAAAGUAGCCAGCGGUCCAAAAAAGUACGUCUGCAGCAUUUCUUCACUCCAGACAAAUCCACUGUCACCAGCCUGGUCUAUAAGAAACACUGUCUGUACGUCGGCUUGGUCAGCGGCUCUGUGGCCAUCUACUCCAGAUCACAAGAUGGUUUGUGGAACUGUGACAAGCCCACGGUGCUGAAGCUGGGAAUCCUCCCAGUUAAGUCCAUGCUGGCAGUGGAGGAGCACCUCUGGGCUUCAUCAGGUGGACAGGUCUUCAUCAUCAGCACCCACACACACUGUGUGGAGAGUCAGCUGGAGGCCCACCAGGAGGAGGGUAUGGUGGUGUCCCACAUGGUGGUGGCCGGGGUGGGCAUUUGGAUUGCCUUUAGCUCUGGUUCCACUCUUCGCCUUUUCCACACUGAGACCCUGGAGCACCUGCAGGAUAUUAACAUUGCCACACCUGUCCACAAUAUACUGCCUGGGAACCAGAGAGUGUCAGUGAGCAGUCUGCUGGUUUGCCAUGGACUGCUUCUUGUAGGAACCAACCUGGGGGUGACUGUGGCCCUCUCUGUGCCCCGACUGCAGGGCAUCCCCAAGGUCACAGGUCGGGGGAUGGUGUCCCUGCACGCUCACAACGGACCAGUGAAGUUCCUCACUGUGGCAGCUGCUGUGUGUAACCGUCUUUCUGGCCUUCCAUCCUCCACCCCUCCCACCUCGGUGCAUCCAACAGAGGCAGAGGAUGGAGAAAGCGUUCAGCCCCCCUCAGAUUCAGCCCUGACUCCCCCUCGGGGACGAGGCGUGUGGCUGGGAGAGGCGGGUUGCACCACCAUGGCUCUCCAGGACUCCCUGUCUUCCUCGUCCUGCGGCUCCCUAGCACAGUCCCAGGGCUCUUUGGAGCACGGACCUGAGGACGGGGCUCUAUAUGAUGUGCUCCAUGACCCGGCCCACCACCAGAGGGGCCGCCGGGCAAGCAAGGUUGACGUGAGCUCUCUGCUGGUGAUAUCUGGAGGUUCAGGCCACCGCAGGGUCAACAAAAAGACCAAACAGUCACGUCAUGAGGAGACCACCUCUACCAUCAUGACCUGGCAGAUCCCCUUACUCAACAUGUGACACACCACCACCUCAGUUAGAACAGAGGUGCUGCACACAACUGUCACAAGGAGAUCUGGUGCUACACUUUACUGAAUAUUUUGGAGUAAUAAAUGUCUUAUUUAAACCAGAACUGCAUCAGCCACUCUACACUAUUCCCAAGAUGUUUCUAAUGAUGUCUCCUACCAUUAAAAACAAACAAAACAGAGGAUCAACACAAGCAUUCAAUCAUCAUGCCUGAAACACCAGCCUACAGACCAGUCAAAAGGAUAUACUUAAAGAUGAAAAACUCUGAAAUGUCUUUAAUUUCACCCUCUGAUACAGUUGGUUGUUGUUCUUUAACUAAUAUAUUACAUGACUCUCCAGUGUGUGCAUCACACAAGAUGACUGUACAGGACUGCAGUAUUUAAAUCAGUGUUGAAAAGAAUUUAGAGGUUGUAAGAGAUGACUGCUUGAAAGGGGUGUAAGGUAACGACGGGGCUGUUACAUAAAUGUUUUAUUAAGAUUAGGAUUAGGUUUUGGCCAAAUUUGAUCUCAUCUGUGACGGCCAGAGUUGUAAAUAUGAAGUAUGACAACUCAGGAUUACAUGUGUAUGUGUAUGGGUCUCGAACAAAGGUGUUUAUACGGAAUUAUUACCACUGGACCACUGAAACUAGUCCUAACCUCCUGUUAACAGAAAAGGGAUAAAAGGUGAAAUAUUGAUGACUGAAUUAGUUUGGAAAGGCUUUAUGAGAUCCCUGGCUGGCCAGGUUUCUAUACAUAUGAAAGGUAUGAAAGAUAUGUUAUCACCUGGAGGGAUUUUUUUUUGUUUAGCUCUAAUGCAUCUUCAUUUCUCACUUAAAGAUGUUUGAAAAAAGUUAAAGCUUUAUACUGUCACAAUUUAUAUGUACUGUA